GCGCAACCCAAAAACCACAAGAAAAAAAAAAAAAAAAGAAAAGCCCCCUGAGGAAACUUCUUUCUAUUGGGCCUUUUCCAGAAUCGUCUCGAAGGCAAUGGCCGAGACCACCAGCACCGAGAGAUCCACUGGCACUGUCAAAUGGUUCAGUGCCCAAAAGGGUUUCGGUUUCAUAGCUCCCGACGACGGCGAAGACGACCUUUUCGUCCAUCAAACCUCUAUCCUUUCCCAAGGCUUUCGCACCCUCACCGAUAACCAACCCGUCGAAUUUGCCGUCGAUUUCGGCGAAGAUGGUCGAGCUAAGGCCGUUGAUGUAAUUCCUGUCCCCCGAUCUCGCCGCCCUUCCCGUGGCGGUCGUGGUGGUGGAAGAGGUAGAGGUGCUGUCGGUGGUUAUAGGAGAGGUGGUUAUGGUGGUAGCAUCGGAGGAGGAGGUGGUGGCGCGUGUUACAAUUGUGGGAGGAUGGGGCAUUUGGCGAGGGAUUGUUACCAAGGUGGUGGGAGUACGAGAUACAGUGGCGGUCGUGGAGCUGGAGGUGGAGAUGGUGGCGUAGGUAGAAGAUACGGCGGCGGCGGCGUUGGUGGUGGUGGUGGUGGUGGAGGAGGAGGAGGAGGAGGGACAGGAUGUUUUAAUUGUGGAGAAGAAGGUCAUUUUGCAAGGGAUUGCCCUAAUAAGUGAUCGAGGAAAGAAAAUUGAAGAUAUCUAUCGCUACGUUAUUUUGGGAGUAUUGGUUAUUUUUUUUAUCGUGAUGUUUCAAAGGGAUUUAUCAGCAAAAAAAGAAGAAAUCGGAAAGUUCUUUGUUUUUCCGAUUAGAUUUUUCUGUUCCCACUUGUUUCUGAGUGAUUUGGUAACUUCGGUAAAAAAAGAAAAGAAAAGUUUUUAUUAGUUUACUUGAUGUGUUAUUGUUAUUGUUCUUCUCUUAUUCUUAUCAAUUCUUGUUCUUUUAAUCAUUUAUUCAUAGUCUUUACAUGUGCACUAUGAAUGGGAAAAAAGAGUUCUUCCUUGAUGUAUGUCUGUUUAUGUUGAUUACUUCAUUGUUUUUACUGGUUUUUUUAGUACCCAUUUAAGUUUGAUGCUUGAAAAAAUAUAUGUACAUGUCUUUGGGAUAUCAGCGGGUAUUAAUAUGACGGUCCUGUCUUUUGAAAGAGAUGGUAGUUGAUUUUGGAGUAUGUGGAUAAAAUGUCUUAGCAUUUUGUACUUUUUUUUAUCUUGAAACAUAAACUUUGUGGAGAUUUUUUUUUGGUUGUUUUAGAAAAUCAUGUCAUUGAAAGGUACAUUGAGAGCAAAAUACAAUUUUAAGAUUUUCUAGAGAUUCGCGGGUCUCUACUUGCUUGUUAGCUGCAUUAUGUUAUGAGUAUCUUAAAGGCCUUGAUGAAGCAAUCCUGACAGAUAUGCAUGAACACUCAACUUAUCUAUUUCCUUUUGGAGAAAGAUGAGGACCAAAUCAUCUAUGUGUGGUGGGCCUUAUAAUCCUUAUCCUGCUUUUAUAACAUUUGAGAGUCUUGGAAUCUUGGUAGAAUCACUGGUACACCGGGCUGCAAAGAGUACGGCAUCAAGGACUGGAUCUAGCCUCUCCCUAACCCCCCUCCCCUUCUUUUGCCUGGAAUGAAGGGAUGCCAGUUGCCUCGGAGGACAAGAUCUUCAAGAUGAGUUGGGCUACGCCAUUUCCUGAGGCGGAAGAUUCAUGUUGCGUAUCUGCAUUGCUCAUUGCUGAAAUGCUGAAAAACUCUAUUAACCAGAAGCAGACACCACCCCCCCCCCACUUCCCCUGUGAAGAUUCAGUGAGAUGAUACAAACUGGACCUCUGAAUGUGACAGUAGCAGCAACUGGGCUGGAUGUAUAUGCCGCUUUGAUUGUCUCAUGAUGGUGCCCAGCAGGCCCAGAAUUUUUUACCCGCCACAUAUAUGUAUAUAUAUUUCUUUUUUUCUUAAUUUGACCAUUCCGUUUCAAAGUCUUAGGACAAAACAAAACGACAGGGGUGAUCUCACCUUAUGCAAGCAGCAUGUUUAUCAGAUGGAUCUUUUUAAUC
This is a messenger RNA of Theobroma cacao (cacao), 2027 nucleotides long. The record is from RefSeq and is a predicted model, not a curated record. NCBI's taxonomy places the organism in Eukaryota, Viridiplantae, Streptophyta, Magnoliopsida, Malvales, Malvaceae.